AAGUUAGCUGGGCGAUUUUACUCAAAUAUAAAUUACAUUUAAGAAUAGAUUUUUUUCCAUCCCAGCUAAUUCCACAAUAACAUAGGUUUUACUUAAGCAGUGCUCUCAUGAGUUUAAUGGCAUAAUUUAUAUGUACAUGAUAAAAUAAAUUGACUGCAAAUUCCCUGUAACUUGAAACUUAAGAUUUAGCUCUGGGUGGUGCGAUCUACUUCCUUUCUCGCUCCCUGCAUCUUGGCGGCUGCUCUUGCUUGGGGGCUGUCCCACACCUGAGGCAGGAAGAUGGUGGCCGUAAAGAUUAAAAAGUCCCUGGAGUCGAUCAACUCCAGGCUCCAGCUCGUGAUGAAAAGUGGCAAGUACAUGCUUGGGUACAAGCAGGCUCUUAAGACAGUCAGACAGGGCAAAGCCAAGCUGGUCAUCCUCACCAACACCUGCCCGGCCUUGAGGAAAUCUGAGAUAGAACACUAUGCCAUGGUGGCUAAUACCGGUGUCCAUCACUGGUGGCAAUAACAUUGAAUUGGGCACACGUGUGGACAAUACUACAGAGCGUGCACACUGGCUGUCAUUGGCCCAGGUGACUCUGAUGUUAUUAGAGGCAUGCCAGAACAGACUGGUGAAAAGUAGUAAACCAGAAAAGCCUGCCUUUACUAAAGCACUCAAGCUCUCUUAAAAAAAGAGAUUUAGCUCUGUGUACUUGCAUCUAGUACCUACUGUUUUAUGGAGCAUGUCUUACCCGACAGAGUUUUCAUCUCAGUAGUUUGACAGUUUCUGAAUUAAACUAUGUCUCUAAUUAGAGCUGUUUUCUUGAUUGUUCUGCUACUGAACACGUACAUGUGUGAGAAGUCUACUCUAUUGAAUGGGUCGGUGAGAUGCUCAAGCCUGGGUCACAGGGACCCAGCAUAGCUGUCCUUUCUGGUAACAGGGGACUUUGGCCUGCUGUGUUCUGCAUCCACAGUCACUACCCCUGACUCUAGAAGCAGUUUAUAUAUUUGUCAUUUCCCAGAAGGGAAAACUGAAUCAAUGUAAGACCUUCCAUAUUCCUUGACUUUUACAAAACAUGCCUUACGAUAUUAUUGUUUACAUCCAAAAGAUAACUAUAUUUUUAAACAUGUAGGUUAUUUGAUGAAUUGCUUUUAAUUAUUGGCUUUUCAUAUUCAAGCUUGAUUUAAGUACAACUGAUUACCACAUCAAUGUUAAACAACACUAAAGCUGGAAACCUUUAAAUUAUAUCUACUUAACAACCUUGCUUCAAAUCUAAGCAUAUCCAAGCCCUAGACCUGUGGCUUUGGCAAAGUUGCAUAGCUAGUUGUGAAAUUCACUUUUAAUUAGUUUUGUGUGUGUGUGUGUGUGUACUUUUUGUUGUUGUUGCUUGUUUGUUUUGUUUUUUCUGUAUUUACAAAAUUGCCCAAAGCUAAACCUUUCUUGAGGUCUUUCAGUAGCUUCUGAUAGGACAGGAUAUGGGGUAAAAUUUUCUUCUAUUUAUGUAUGCAUGCUCUUCCUGCAUGCCGGUAUGUGUGCCAUGUGAGUCACCGGUGCCAAAGUACACCAGAAAAGGGCUUUGGAUCCCCUGUAACUAGAGUCUUAGAUGGUGUGAGCCACUAUGUGGGUGCUGGAAACUGCAUUCUCUGCAAGAGCAACAAGUGCUCUUAACUGCUAAGCCGUCUUCCAACCCCUGAGUAAGAUUUUUUAAGAUAAAGCAACAACAUAAACAGAACCUUGACUACAUGGAGUUUAAGGUUAGCAUAUGCUUUAUAGAGAGACCCCAUAUCAACAUAAUAAAGAAGAAAAGAAAAAAUUCUUCAAGGGCUGAAGAGAUGGCUCUGCAGGUACAGAGGCUUGCUGCCAUGACAGCCUGAGUCUGGUCCUUGGCCUGUCGCCGUUGGAGAGAGUUGACUCCCACAGAUAGGCCUCUGAUUUGCACAUGCUCACCUGGCACAUAAGCAUCCACACAUCUACACAAGAUAAAUACAAAGAGUUCUAAAAUUAUGCCACUCUUUUCUUUCUAAUUCAAAAUUAUCUGCAGAAACAAUUAUUCUUCUGUUCUGUUAAAAAUACUUUGAGGAGAACAGGUGAAGUGACAUAUGUCUGUGACACUCAGGUCCUCAGGAGGCUGAAGCAGCAGGAGGGAGAGUCAAGGGUAACCUGAGCAGCAUAGGAAGAAAUUGUCAACACACUGCUCACUGCAUGUCUAGAGAGCAAUGUGAGAGAGAAGGGAGGAGCCAGUACACUGAUGGCCUCCCUAGCAGCACAACUCUGAGGACCCAGUCUUUCCCACAUAGGGGCCGGGGGACAUUCACAGUGCCAAUGUCACUCUAAGUCAGAAUAAACGUUACUAUAAAUCAGAAGUUUUGUUGGACACUGGUGAAAAUGUUUUAAGACCUCUGAAAUUAUGACUAUUAGUGUGCUAAUUGAAAUUAAUAUUAAGUUUCCUUUCUUGUUCUUGUUAAUUGACUACGUGAGUAUAUAUAUUAUGCAGGAGGUAAAAGUCGGUUUUCAAUCAGCUAUGGGAAUGAAAUGGACACAGUCAGGGGACAUAACUGAUAAAUAAUUAGUUUAUAAUCUUAUCUCUGUUUUUGAGCCAUAAUUAAAUUAAAAACCACUAAUGUGAUCUUAUCCUAUU
Molecule: messenger RNA, 2617 nt
Organism: Mesocricetus auratus (golden hamster)
Lineage: Eukaryota; Metazoa; Chordata; Mammalia; Rodentia; Cricetidae
Product: 60S ribosomal protein L30-like
Exons: 1
Cellular component (GO): cytosolic large ribosomal subunit
Molecular function (GO): structural constituent of ribosome; RNA binding
Source: RefSeq, a predicted model, not a curated record